UCCACACGAAAAGACUUGCUUGCAAAAGUUUCUAAAUCCCAAUCCCAACUUAGUUUUUGUCUACACAUGACAAAAAAAAAAUAUCCAUUCCUUUUUUCCCACUAUUGAUUUGAUUCCAUCCCCACAAAAGAAAAAUAUCUCCAAACCCAUUUUCUUCCGAGUCGCGGCCAUUUCUUCCAUAUCCAUGGCAGCCCUCUCCGCCGGCCACCGCCAUUUCUUCCGCCGCGGCGCCGCCGCCCAGCAGCUCAGAACCAGACGCAGCAGCCCCAAAUCGAUCGUCCUCCUCUGCCGCCACAGCCAAGAUCCUUCAGAAGAAAACUCGAAGGAAGGGGAAGAAAGAAAGCAGCAGAAGAUUGGAGGGUUUGUUGAGCGAUUUGAGAAGAUGGGAAUGGAAUUGAAGGAGAAAUUGAGCCCUCAGAGAAAAGGGGACUGGAAAGAUGUGGCAUUGAUGAGCUUAUCUUUUGCUGUUUAUGUGUAUAUUUCUCAGAAGAUUGUGUGCGCUUAUUUUGUUUGGAUGUCAAUGCCAAAGCAACAACUAUGGUAGAACAAGAAGAUGAAUUUCAAAGGAAAGGUUUAUCAGAUCCCUUCUUCUGUUUUAUAAAAUUGGUAUUUUCUGUUGUAGUUUGAAAUUUGUGUAUGAUACAUAAGUUUGGAAAUUUGUAGAAAAUAGUAUUCACAUGGUUGAGAUCAAAUUCUUAUUGUCUACGUUGA
This is a messenger RNA of Momordica charantia (bitter melon), 711 nucleotides long. NCBI's taxonomy places the organism in Eukaryota, Viridiplantae, Streptophyta, Magnoliopsida, Cucurbitales, Cucurbitaceae. The record is from RefSeq and is a predicted model, not a curated record.